Haemorhous mexicanus (house finch) is the source of this 525-nucleotide messenger RNA. RefSeq names its product palmitoyl-protein thioesterase 2 (gene PPT2). The transcript is spliced from 4 exons. The record is from RefSeq and is a predicted model, not a curated record. Lineage: Eukaryota; Metazoa; Chordata; Aves; Passeriformes; Fringillidae. Bases 79 to 525 code for a protein of 148 amino acids.
GGAAGGGGGUGGGACCGAAAAGGGGCGGGGCUGAGCGGAACCGGAAGUGACGUCGGCGCGGGGGAGGGGAGCCGGGAGAUGCGCCCGGCGCUGUCGCGGGCGGGUGGGGGAGGGGCGCUGCCCCUCCCCCCCCCUCAGGUGCUGCUGCUGCUGCUGCUGCUGCUGCUGGGGCCGCCCCUCCCCCUCCCCCCGCUGCGGGGAUUUGGGGCGGGGGUCGCGGGGGUGGGGGCGGGGGGGCCGUUCCGGCCCGUGGUGAUCGUGCACGGCCUGUUCGACAGCCCCAGCGACUUCCGGCACCUGCGGCAGUUCAUCAACGAGAGCCACCCAGGGACGGAGGUGACCGUUCUGGACCUGUUUGACCGGGGGGCGUCGCUGCGGCCGCUGUGGCUGCAGGUGGCCGGGUUCCGGCAGGCGCUGGCCUCCGAUCAUGGCCAACGCCGCCCACGGGGUGCACCUGCUGGGCUACAGCCAGGCCAGGGUGGUGUGGGGGUCCCGAGACCCCCCGAGGGUGGGGAGGGGUCCUGA